UUUAGAAUAUUUUUAAAAAUAAUAAAUCUAAAAUUAAUUAUAAAUGGGAGUUCCCGCACUUUUUCGCCAUCUAUCAAGAAAAUAUCCAAAAAUCAUAACACAAGUUAUAGAAGAGAAACCUAUAUAUGUUGAUGGGAUUCCAAUUUAUCCAUCUUUUUCCCAUCCAAAUCCUAAUGGAACAGAAUUUGAUAAUCUUUAUCUUGAUAUGAAUGGUAUAAUUCAUCCUUGUACUCAUCCGGAAGAUAAGCCAGCUCCAAAAAACGAGGAUGAAAUGAUGAUUGAAAUAUUUAAAUAUACAGAAAGAAUUAUCAAUAUUGUUAGGCCAAGAAGACUCUUAAUGAUGGCGAUUGAUGGAGUAGCUCCAAGAGCUAAAAUGAAUCAACAAAGAUCAAGAAGAUUUAGAGCAGCUCAAGAUACAGAAAAAAAAGCAGCAGAUAUAGAAGAAUUCAUAAAACUUUUGAAAGCAUCUGGCAAGCCUACAGACGAAAUUUCAAAAAAAAAAGAAGUCUGGGAUAGUAAUGUUAUAACACCAGGGACACCUUUUAUGGAUACUUUAGCAAAGUCACUAAGAUAUUGGAUCAUUUACAAAAUCAAUGUAGAUCCUGCAUGGAGAAAUUUAAAAAUAAUUCUUUCAGAUUCUACUGUUCCUGGAGAAGGUGAACACAAAAUUAUGGAAUUUAUACGAAGUCAAAGAUGUAAUCCAGGAUAUGACCCCAAUACCCAGCACAUUAUAUAUGGAUUAGAUGCAGAUCUUAUUAUGCUUGGUCUUGCUACUCAUGAACCUCAUUUCCGUGUUUUAAGAGAAGAUGUUUUUUUUCAGGAUUCUAAUUCAAAAGGCUGUCAUAUUUGUGGUCAAAAUGGUCAUUUCGCAAGGGAAUGUAUAGGGAUUAGAGGAAAUAACGAAAUAGUUAAUGAAAAACAAAAUAACCCACCUCCAAAACCUUUUAUUUGGCUUCGUAUUGAUAUUCUAAGAGAGUAUCUUGAAGCAGAACUUAAUAUUCCAAACAUUUACUUUCAAUUUGAUCUUGAACGUGCUAUAGAUGAUUGGGUCUGUUUAUGUUUUUUUGUGGGUAAUGAUUUUUUGCCACAUCUACCAAGUUUAGACAUAUACGAGGGUGCAAUUGAAAUCCUAGGAAAUAUUUGGAAAGAUAAAUUACAUGAAAUGAAAGGAUAUCUAACGAUGGAUGGACACAUUGACUUAAAACGAGCAGAAAUUAUUCUACAAGCUUUAGGUCAGCAAGAAAGUCAUAUAUUUUUUAAAAGAUACGAAGCUGAAAAGCGACAAAAUGAAUCUAAUAAACGAAGAAAGAUAGAGAGGAAUUCUCCUCAAGAUUAUAAAAAAUCAGUAUAUCAAGAAAAGACAUCUUUAUAUGAUAAUAAUCUUAAAAAUAUUGGUAGAACAUCUAAUUAUAAAUAUAAUUCAUAUUUACCAAACGAUCUAAUAAUACCUUCAAAUAAAGAAGAUGUGAAAAUGAUUACAAUAACAAAUAGGAACGCGGUUCUUAAUAGAAAGAACUUAAAAAUGAUUAAUGAUACAAAUAAGUGUGCAGCAAAACAAUUAAAGGAGAAAAUGAAUAACAAUGAUUUUGAAAAACAUCAGAAUAUAGACUUAUGUAAUAAUCUAAACAAAUCAUAUAAUGAUCAGAACUCUGCUAUUGAUUCAAAAUCAUCUAUCCUCGGGAAACGUAAAGCUAUUGCGUUAAAUGAUACUUUAAAACAAGACUCUAUGAUUCAUGAUAGCAAUUCUGAUAAUAUUGAAGAUACUAUUCGUCUUUGGGAGCCCGGUUUUCAAGAAAGAUAUUAUGAUCAGAAAUUUCAUAUUUCAGAAUCCGAUAUAGAAUCCCGUAAAAGAAUUGUUGAACAUUACAUAAAAGGAACUUGUUGGGUAUUACUAUAUUAUUAUCAAGGCUGUCCAUCAUGGAAUUGGUAUUAUCCAUAUCAUUAUGCACCUUUCGCCUCAGAUUUCAAAGAUAUAUCGCUUCUAAAUAUCGAAUUCGAACUCGGGAAACCUUUUCAACCAUAUGAGCAACUGUUAGGUGUACUUCCUGCAUCUAGCAAAGCUAGUCUUCCAAAGCCUUUGCAAUCUCUUAUGACAGAAGAAGACUCUGAAAUUAUUGAUUUUUAUCCAAAAGAAUUUCCUAUAGAUAUGAAUGGAAAAAGAUUUUCAUGGCAAGGGGUCGCAUUACUUCCUUUUAUUGAUGAAAAAAGACUACUUAACGCUAUUGAAAAAGUUUAUCCACAAUUAUCUGAUGAAGAAAAAUCACGGAAUACUGUAGGAAAUGAUAUACUUUUCAUAUCAGAAGAUAAUGCCCUAUAUAAUGAUUUGGUUUUAUCUUUAUAUACUAAAAAAAAAGAAUCCGAAGAGUUUAUUAAACUGAAUACAAAACUUAGUAAUGGUUUAUCAGGUAUUGUUUCGCCAGAUAAAAAUUGGAUCCCAAAUAGCACAUUAUUUAAUCCUUUAACAUCUAUAUCUUUUCCAGAUAUUGAAAAUGAUAAAUCAAUGAGUCUUGUUUAUAAAAUAUCCAAAUCUUCAAAUAUUCAUAAGUCAAUGCUUUUACGUGGAGUAAAACUUAACAAGAAGUUUUUAGAUAUUAACGAUAUACGACUGGUUCGUUUAGGGCUAUCAGCUCAAAAAUUCUAACUCUUUACAUUACUCUGGAUAUAUAAAUUUAAACAAUAUUCCUU
Pneumocystis carinii B80 is the source of this 2685-nucleotide messenger RNA. RefSeq lists its product as hypothetical. Bases 44 to 2641 code for a protein of 865 amino acids. Gene Ontology annotation, cellular component: nucleus. NCBI's taxonomy places the organism in Eukaryota, Fungi, Ascomycota, Pneumocystomycetes, Pneumocystales, Pneumocystaceae. Gene Ontology annotation, molecular function: 5'-3' RNA exonuclease activity; zinc ion binding; RNA binding. Gene Ontology annotation, biological process: nuclear-transcribed mRNA catabolic process. The record is from RefSeq and is a predicted model, not a curated record. The transcript is spliced from 12 exons.